AUGGAGUCGUCGUCGCUGAAGUACACUCGAGAAACGGGCUCGCCCCUUCAUCCACUAUCACCGCGUCGCAUCAACCAGCAGACAAUGAACAGAGCAUCCCCAGUGUCUUCGGAUCUAGCGUAUCUGCAAUCCAAAUCGGACAAGCACUCUGUCGAUGUCCAGUCUAAAGUUGCGUUUCUCAACAAACUUGCGAGCCCCAGCAGCCCCGCGCCGCUGCCAUUGUCAUCGACCACACAUGCCGCUUUGCAAAGAGCGAUAUUGGGCCGCGAGGAAGCCGAAGAAGCAUUGAAAGCAACAACUGAGGAGUUGAACGAGGCAAGGCAACGGGAAAGACGAGUGAGUGAACGACUCGAGUCAUUACUCGAGGAGCUACACACCUUCAAAGAACGACAGUCACAAGAGCGAACACUGUUCGAAAAAGAGAUACGGCGUGCCAGGAAGGAAGCGUUUCGUGCCGGCUCCAAUUUGGUCAAGGCACAAGAGGAAUUGAAGUCCUCCCGAGGAGAGAUCAAGAACCUCAAGGAUGAGGUCAAGGCUGAACGAGAAGCCAAGGACAAAGCUAGACAAGAGGCAUUUGAACGCGCGUAUGCUUUGGCAGGUUUGACAGAGGAAAAUGAAGUGCUAAAGGAACAGAUCAAGGCCUUCGAGACGGAUAACCAGUCAGAUAUUCUCGAGGCGCAAGCGGAAAUGAUGCGAGGAGAAACACCAAGAAGCAGAGUCCAGAGGUCAAGCAUAAAUCUCAUGUCAGGAAGCCCGGCGUUGAGAGGGAAAAAGCGUGGUCAGCCUGAUUCAAGGGACCAAAUGUCACCAGUCCGGAAAAAGAGCGCCCAACACCAACCUGACUUCCGGUCUAGCUUGACAUCACCCACAAAAUUAACGCCUGGCCACGACAUGGUACCAGUUGAGCAGGAGGAUGAGCCUUUGAAGCUAAUUGAUAACGAAAGAGAAAUAAUACUAGAGCUUGAGGAGGAUCUACGUUGGGAGAAGCUAAUGCGAAGACGGGCAGAGGAUAUGAUUGACUUCUUGAAGCUGGAAUGUCAAUUUAAAAGGUGCUCUUGCAGGAUUGCGGAACGACAAGGGGUUAAAUAUGUGCACGACUUGGGUUGGGAAAAGAUAAGUCCUGCUGAGAAUCAACAGAAAAAGGCAGUUGCAAAUAUACCCAGUCCAUCGCCUGCCAGGAAGCCGUCGCCGCAGUUACAGAUAGCUCAACGAUCUCCCACUCCAGAGGAUGAUAACGUUGACUGUCCUGAACCUGACCCAGCAAGCGAUGGUUCCCCCGUUGAACCUGAUGUUGUCUUCUGUCCAGAUACCGGGACUUUCAAAACAGUUCCGUCCCCAGUACGCAAAGCAGAGACAAUGCGACGUGAACAGCCAAAUAAUCGUCCUCCAGUAAAUCAUGCAGAUCCACCUCCGAAUCUAAGGCGAUCGCUUCGUGACGAACCCAUUCCGGCUCCAAACCUGGGAGAACCAAAGAAGAGAAAUCAAGAGCCACCAUCAGUUGCGGCAUUAGAGACCUCUCAUAAUCAACCUCCAUCUUCACGAUCGCGUAUCCAAGAGCAGCCUGCUGAUACAAACCCUCGGAAACGCUACGUGACGCCUCUCCCCUUGGAACAACGCCAGCGUCAAAACAAUACCACAGCUGAGGUUGAAACAAUUACAACCACAAAGACGGUCCCGCUCAAUUCCGAAAAACCGUCAACCGAUUUAUCUGCAAAACUUCCCGGUACUCCCAUUAGUCGUGAAGAGGCCCUGGCUCAGAUUCGAGCACGACGUGGCCGUACACAAAGCGCCCUUAAACGGUCUGCCAGCGCAAACGAUGCGAGCCAUCGUCCCCGUGUCGUCAGUGGAGCCUCAACGCCCAGCAAUGGAGUAAGAAGCCUAUCAAGAGCUGAAGGUACGGUCAACCGUGCCAAACCUGGCCGCCGUGGGCUUUCUGCUGCCGGCCAUGGAUACUAG
This is a messenger RNA of Trichophyton rubrum CBS 118892, 1956 nucleotides long. RefSeq lists its product as uncharacterized. NCBI's taxonomy places the organism in Eukaryota, Fungi, Ascomycota, Eurotiomycetes, Onygenales, Arthrodermataceae. The transcript has a single exon. The record is from RefSeq and is a predicted model, not a curated record. The coding region runs from base 1 to 1956 and encodes 651 amino acids.